Molecule: messenger RNA, 1914 nt
Organism: Funneliformis geosporum
Lineage: Eukaryota; Fungi; Glomeromycota; Glomeromycetes; Glomerales; Glomeraceae
Source: the annotation of a GenBank genome assembly
AUGAGUCAAAAAAGUUAUAAAACCAAAACUUUCCGGAAUAAGAUAGUUAAUAAUAGUGAUGAAGAGGAGGAGACACAGUCUCAAAGAAGUACAGAUCAGUCUUUAGCUUUGGGCAUUGCCCCUCAUAAACUGAGUUUUUUUGACGAGACAGAAGAAUCUGAUAUAACAGAAUAUAGUAAACCUCUGAAACGUAUUUCAAAAGAUAUUCCAGUCAAUCAAAGAAUCCGUACUCAAGGAACAAAAUCAGGAACCAGCAUAGAACCAAAGUUAUCUAAUGAUCAAACUUUGGAAAAUUUAGUUAUUAAAGGUGCAAAUAAAAGGCUCGAGAUUAGAAUAAGUGUUCAAUCGGGAAGAGGGUUAUUUGCUUUGCAAAAUAUUUCUCCUGGCGCUCUUGUUAUCGAAGAUAUACCCUAUGCGGCCGUUGUAGAUGACUCGAAUUUUUUUACAACCUGUAGUAAUUGUUUUACGAAAGGUGGAAAAUUGUCAUGCUGUUCGGCUUGUAAAUUAGUUCAUUAUUGUUCUCAGGAAUGCCAACGUAAUGAUUGGUCAAAUCAUCAGCACGAGUGUAAAGUUUUUGUUAAAGUGCAACGAAAACCACCUACUUCAAUUCGUUUACUAUGCCGGAUCUUGAUGCGUCGUAUGAGUGAACCGGCAUCUUUCAAAGAGAUCGAAAAUUUACAAAGCAAUAAACAUUUAUUCAAGAAAGAACAAAUAGAAACAUUUGCUCAAAUUUCCAUGGUGGUUCGUGAUUGCGUACCAAAAGAUGCCUUAUUAUCUGCAUCCGAGAUGAUUGAAUUAUUUUGUCGCUUUACAGAAAAUAGUUUCUCAAUUUUGGAUGGAGAAAUGAUACCCAAUGGUGUAGCAGUCUAUCCUAAUGUAUCUUUAAUAAAUCAUUCUUGUCGCCCUAAUUGUAUUAUCAUUUUUGAAAAAUCAAAAAUGAUAGUUCGAUGUAUUGAACCUAUUGUGAUAGGUCAAGAGAUUACAAUUAAUUAUACUGAUUUGAGUCAAUCAGGUGAAGAACGACGAAAAGAAUUACAAGAUCGUUACUUCUUUCUAUGUCGAUGUGAAUUAUGUGAAUAUUAUAAGGCAAAUAAUAUAUUUAGACAUCCAAGAAGCGCGUUAAGGUGUCAAAAUCCAAACUGUUUGAAUGCAAUUGACCCCCCGGAAUUAUUGGAAUUGGGAAUCGAAGAAUUUUCAUCAACGUGUUCAAUGUGUUCAAAGAAUUUACAUUAUGAUGUAGCUGAUGUAGAAAAAAAGUUAUCAAUAGCUAUAGAAUUGUAUGAUAAGGGAACAAAUUUACGCGACAGAGAUGACCGUCAAGCAAUAACUUUUUUCGAACAAUCGUUCAACAUCCAAUAUGAGCUUUUACAUAAAGCAAAUUAUUAUUUAAUAAGAACGUGUAAAUCAAUGGUUGAAAUAUAUUGUAACCUAAGAGAUUGGAAGAAUGCGUUAAUUCAUUCAUUUGAAUUAAUUGAAUCUUAUAGAAUACUAUAUAGUAAAUUACAUCCAUUAUUAGGUAUCCAACUUUAUUCUACUGCAAGAAUUUAUUUAUCAUUUAAUGAUAAUGAAAUUGAUGUUAAAAAACUUGAAACAAUUGAAGAAUUAUUAAGAGAAGCAUUAAAAAUUUUAGAAAUUACUCAUGGAUUUAAACAUCCUCUUACUAAAAUGGUUGAAAUGAAUUUAUGGGAUGUUGAAGAGGAAAAAGAACCUAGUGCAGAAACACAAAAUCAAUCACCCAAAUAUGCAUUGUUUAUGAAAGCAAAAAUGAUUGGAAGGAAAACAAAUAUAAUGAUUGAUACAGACACAGUAAGAAAUGUAAUAUCAAAAGGCUUCCUAAAUGAGAUUGGACUAGAGAUUGAUGGAUCAUCAGAUAGAAUGUUGAUUAGAAUAAGCGAAAAAUUACAAUACCGCUAA